Mercurialis annua (annual mercury) is the source of this 1091-nucleotide messenger RNA. Its product is annotated as E3 ubiquitin-protein ligase ATL23. Bases 185 to 709 code for a protein of 174 amino acids. NCBI's taxonomy places the organism in Eukaryota, Viridiplantae, Streptophyta, Magnoliopsida, Malpighiales, Euphorbiaceae. The record is from RefSeq and is a predicted model, not a curated record. The transcript has a single exon.
UGCCAGCUACGAAACGCGCCGUUUCGAAACCCCACUAACGGCCAUUAACUCCGUUGCUGUUUCCCUUCACUUUUGCUGACGUCACCUUCCACCCGUACCUGAAAAACAAACGCCAACCCAUCUCCUCCUAUUUAUAGGCAUUUUUUGAUUUUUUUUCACUUAUACUCGCCUCUACGCCUCUAUAAUGCGCUAUGGUGUGCAUUACGCACCCUCAGCUCUUCUUCGUCCUUUACCUCCAAUACUCCUCUCUCCUUCUCCGUCACCAACCGCCGUGAACCUUCCUUAUACUCCGCCUCCCCAAUCUAUCGCCAGCCAAAACAUGCUGCUGUCAGUUUUUUUGGCGCUUUUUCUGCCGUGUGUAGGCAUGAGCGCCGUUUUCUUAAUCUAUAUUUGUCUUCUUUGGUACGCUGCUAGUCAUAAUGCAGAGCCGGUUACUCCGGUGAAACCUGGAGAGAAGAAAGGAUUAUCACCGUCUGAUCUUGAUAAACUACCGAAAAUGACCGGAAAAGAGCUGGUUUUAGGAAAUGAAUGUGCGGUUUGUUUGGAUGAGAUCGAAAACGAGCAACCGGCGAGACUCGUUCCUGGCUGUAACCAUGGGUUUCAUUUGGAAUGUGCUGACACGUGGCUCUCGAAACAUAAUGUUUGCCCUGUUUGCAGGUCUAAACUCGAUGCACAGUUUUUCAAUGCCUCCAAAGAAAAUCCUUGCUAGCUAAUUCGAAUGAGUCGUAUGCUCUGUUCUGUCGUUUUGUGUAUAUGAGCCGGUACCGGAAUUAUUAGGAUUUUGUACUGCUAGAAAGAUAGGGAAAAAAAGAGAAAUUACUCUUCUCUGUUGCUUUAAUUUUAGUCAUUUAAAUUUCUUGUUCAUAAUCACUUUAGCUUAAUGUUUUCUUCUCGUCGGUCGGUCGAUCGAUCGUUGAUUAUUGUAAUCGUAAUCAUACGGCGGCGUUUAACGAACGAUGAACAGAACAGAAUGUCCAACGACCAUCAAAAACAAAAUUUAGUUGGGCAUUACGGAAGGCGUGUUGUUAAAUUUUUCUGUUGCCAACUUGGCAGCGUGGCGUUUCAAAGAAGUCUGUUACUACUUUUUUUUU